This is a messenger RNA of Meyerozyma guilliermondii ATCC 6260, 450 nucleotides long. RefSeq names its product E2 ubiquitin-conjugating protein (gene RAD6). The coding region runs from base 1 to 450 and encodes 149 amino acids. Gene Ontology annotation, molecular function: ubiquitin conjugating enzyme activity. The transcript has a single exon. Lineage: Eukaryota; Fungi; Ascomycota; Pichiomycetes; Serinales; Debaryomycetaceae. Gene Ontology annotation, biological process: protein polyubiquitination; proteasome-mediated ubiquitin-dependent protein catabolic process; DNA repair. The record is from RefSeq and is a predicted model, not a curated record. Gene Ontology annotation, cellular component: HULC complex.
AUGCAACAGGACGCGCCGAGUGGUGUAUCUGCCUCGCCUCUUCCAGACAAUGUGAUGUGCUGGAAUGCUGUAAUUAUUGGUCCUGCUGAUACUCCUUUUGAAGAUGGAACGUUUAAAUUAGUGCUCCAAUUCGACGAACAAUAUCCCAAUAAACCACCCAGCGUCAAAUUUAUCAGCGAAAUGUUUCACCCGAAUGUGUAUGCUUCGGGAGAGCUUUGUCUCGACAUCCUUCAGAACCGGUGGUCCCCCACGUAUGACGUUUCCAGUAUUCUCACAUCUAUUCAAUCACUUCUCAACGACCCCAAUAUCAGCUCUCCUGCCAACGUCGAAGCUGCCAACUUGUACAAAGACCACAGAUCACAGUAUAUCAAGAGGGUGAGGGAGACGGUGGAAACGAGUUGGAACGAUGACGACGAGGACGAGGAUGAGGAUGAGGACGACGAGGAGUAG